AUGAACAACCUUAAUGACCCCCCAAGAUGGAACAUUCAACCAAACCCAAGAGAAAGGGAGGAGGGUGGAGCGGAUGGAAACCAGUGGAAUUAUGCUUUAUUGGUGCCGAUGCUGGGACUGGCAGCAUUUCGUUGGAUCUGGACACGUGAGUCUCAGAGAGAAAUCGAGAAGGUCAAAUCCAAAUAUAACAAGGAUGUGUUCAUGGUAAAAAGUGAGAUGGAAUCCCGGUACGAGGAGACGUUAACAGAGAGGCGCAGAGCCGUGGCUGCCUUGGAGCUAGAGCUGGAGAUGGAGAGACAGAGGGUGAAAGGCUACAAACAUGCCAUGAUCUCACAGAGCCAUCAUCUGGUGGAAGAACGGAAACGCUUACAGCAGGAGCGUGACUGGUUAGAGGAAGAGAAGCAAAGAUAUGUAAAUUCUGGAGCUGGAGCAGCUGUGCUCCAUCAAGCCAUGGAUCAACAGAACGAGUGGUUCCAGAGAGCCAAUGCCACAUUGCGCGAGCUCGAGGCUCAACUUGUGGAGCGCCAGAAUGCUUACUGUUCACUAAUCCUGCCUCGAGACAAGCGCCUGGAAAUGGAGCGAAACAUGCUGCUGAAGGUGGUCAAAGAGCCAGUCACAGAAGAACUUGAUCUAGAAGCUGAUCUUAAAGAUAUCUUCAAGAGGGAUAAGCAUUGUGCAAACCUGAUGAACAUGGACAAGAGAAAAAACGGCAGUCUCAUGUGGGUGUACCUCAAGUACUGGCAGCUGCAGGUCAAUGUUGAAAGACACAAGAGAACAGAGGCCGCCAUUUUAGGUAGAAACAUUAAGCCGCAAGCAAAAUGA
Molecule: messenger RNA, 822 nt
Organism: Nerophis lumbriciformis (worm pipefish)
Lineage: Eukaryota; Metazoa; Chordata; Actinopteri; Syngnathiformes; Syngnathidae
Source: RefSeq, a predicted model, not a curated record